CGCGUAAAUACUAGGUCAAGAGUCUGCGAUUGACGAUUUUGCUAGGGAAUUACUGCGUAUGCUGGGUUUCGAAGAACGUAGCCUCGUCCUGAGGUCCCGGUACGCCGUACCUUUGUUUAUCUGCGGAGAUCCCACGCGAAUGGUCCAAACCGGUGUCUGCCUUCUCCAUCACGCGUCAACCAUUCUUCUUGUCGUACAGGAAGGCAAGACUGAACUGAGUGCCAAAGAUCCGGAGCCCCGGGUCAUAUCAGAGGCUAUUGCAGCCUUUCAGAUGAAUAAUAGCAACAGAGCUCGGCUUGGUCUGGAGAGGAAGGACAGCAUGUCGAUUCCUUGCAUCACGAUGGUUGGCACGCGACCAAUCUUUUACGUUGUCCCUGUGACGCAGCAGCUCAGUACGGCUGUGGCGAGAGGCGAAUUCCCUGAACACAUUACCGAAGUUAGGAAAUGUGAAGUUGUUGGCGACAGAAGACGGUCAAGCGAAGGGAUGGAGAAGCCUGACUACAGGCUGGAGGCUUUGAAGCACUAUACGUUGUUCCGUUCCCUGGCUAAAAGCCUUUGGUCUGGAUUCCUCGUUGAUUGAUACGGGUCAAGACCGUGCUGCGAGACCCAAGCUGGCUUUCCAUAUGUUGUGUAUCGUAUCAAAUGCUGGGAUGUACAACAGCCAUUGUCGAUCAUUCCCAGUCAUCUGCAACACCGUCGUCAUAGUUCGCUAUCGUAUGUGAUUCGUUCUGCUGGAUCCUAAAGGAUCAAAAGAUGCUUCUGCAGGUCGGAAGGGACAGCAGCAAGUGAUUCCUGUUAUAACAGCUGGUCACAAUGAGCGCGCGUUGAUCAAGGAAAGGCAAAGCAUUCCGUGACGCCUUUCCGCUUUAUCAUCUUCCCGUGCGUGCUUCUUCGCUUGACUCGUACCCCUGUGUUCAUCUCAAUCAUCCCGGCGCCCGGUUUUUCGGGGUGGAACCCGUGCAGACGCGAUCGAGCGCAGCGAACCUCUUGGCUGCACCUCGUGAGCAUAUAAAGGUUCGAUACAAAAGAGGCUCGGC
This is a messenger RNA of Cantharellus anzutake, 1037 nucleotides long. RefSeq lists its product as uncharacterized. The transcript has a single exon. The record is from RefSeq and is a predicted model, not a curated record. NCBI's taxonomy places the organism in Eukaryota, Fungi, Basidiomycota, Agaricomycetes, Cantharellales, Hydnaceae. Bases 59 to 580 code for a protein of 173 amino acids.